AUGAAAACUACUACUUUGAGAAUAUUCGAAAAAAUCAAAAAAGAGUGUGGAACUGUAGUUUAUGGACCACAAUUAUUAUCAAUGUUGUUUAGUUUAGUGUUUUCAUUCUACACCGCAAUAUUUAUGCGUAUAGUUAUACUUUAA
Heterostelium album PN500 is the source of this 144-nucleotide messenger RNA. RefSeq lists its product as uncharacterized. The record is from RefSeq and is a predicted model, not a curated record. The coding region runs from base 1 to 144 and encodes 47 amino acids. The transcript has 3 exons. Lineage: Eukaryota; Evosea; Eumycetozoa; Acytosteliales; Acytosteliaceae.